AUGCAGACGCAAGCAGCCGGCUCUCAUUCAGACGCAUCGGGCGGCAGCGCGCGCCAGCGACUCUAUACUUCAGCUGGUGUCCAGAAGGUGUCCGGCAGGGCCUAUGGGCACGUGGACUCUUACAACUCCACCCAGCUGGCCUCCAGUGCUUUGUUCUGCGUGAUCAAAGGCACGGUGCUGACCAGCCGGGUUCUGUGGGUCGAGCAGUUUGUGGUGCUCCUCCUGUAUAUCAUCGGCUGGCGCAUUUCGGCGACCUUCAUGCCAGAGGCCAUUUCUCAUGGAGACGACAGCCUAGAGAUCCGCAUCACGAGGCACUACACCGAGGAGAUUUCCGAGCUGGCCGGGUUUCUCCUCGCCUUCUACACUUCCAUUGCUUUGAGCCGUUGGUGGCGCCUUCGCACGGAGGGCGUGGGUCACAUCGUGGGGGCUAGCAAACAGCUCAUGAUGCUCUUCGGAACACUCGCAGGCGAUCACGAGCUGCUGACAGCCAUCCGCAGGUACGCACGCGCCUCGUUGGCGAUCCACUUCUUGAGGCGGCGGUAUCCCUCCGACUUCAUGGAGAAGCUAGAUGAGUUGGUGGAGCGAGGUAUUCUGCUGGAGAGCGAGGUGGGCAAGCUCCGUGAGGUUGGCGGCGUUAGCCUUGCUGAGAGCGUCUGGGCGUGGGUGGCGCAGAUUGUUGUGACACUGGCCAGGGCCAAGCAGAUGUCGGAGUACAUGCUCGUGCAUCUGCUGGAAGUGGUAGAGAAAGGACGCUCUGGGGCAGGUUGUAUCCAAGCGCAAAUGGGAACACCCAUCCCGCUGCAAUAUGUGCACUUAAUGGGCCUCCUUGUGAAGGCCCACAACAUCAUCCUCGCCCUUGCCUGCGGCUUCCAGCUGGCAAGCAUGAGCCACAAAUAUGCUGUUGGCAUCUCACUGAGACUCUUCCUUGUCCCAUUCCUCUACAACGCGAUCCUGCUGAUCAAUGCGGAGUUGGCAGACCCUUUCGGGGGUGGCGUGAACGCAUUCUCCCUGGAGAAGCUCGAGCAGGUCAUUGAGAACUCUGGUCGGGGCCAUCUUCGAGCAAGCGUCCGUGUUCCCGACUGCUUGCCUCAGUUUCGCACCGGCAUGGAGUUGCCAUAG
Symbiodinium natans is the source of this 1119-nucleotide messenger RNA. The record is from the annotation of a GenBank genome assembly. NCBI's taxonomy places the organism in Eukaryota, Dinophyceae, Suessiales, Symbiodiniaceae.